Molecule: messenger RNA, 2373 nt
Organism: Microstroma glucosiphilum
Lineage: Eukaryota; Fungi; Basidiomycota; Exobasidiomycetes; Microstromatales; Microstromataceae
Exons: 5
Coding region: 1-2169 (722 amino acids)
Biological process (GO): transmembrane transport; monoatomic cation transport
Cellular component (GO): membrane
Molecular function (GO): monoatomic cation transmembrane transporter activity
Source: RefSeq, a predicted model, not a curated record
AUGAGUCUCCCCUCUUCUCCGCAGAGGCUCAGUAGGGGGACCUCCUUUGGUCGCACCUCAGCCUCUCCCCCGCCUCUGGAUCAUCAUCGUCAUCAGCGCGGCUCCUCUUCUCCGGGCUAUCCAGGCACUCAUGCCUUUCCCUACGCCGCAUCCGAGUCUGUCGCAGACCUCACCCUGCUAGCAGACCUCAUCGACUCACGCUCUGGCUGGUGUGAGGGUCAACGUCAAAGUGAAGAGCAGAUUGAGGAGCAGUGCCAGGGCAAGCCUCGGGCCAUCCGCAACGCUCUCCGCUCCUACUAUGAGAAUCUCAACUACGUCCUCGAUGGCAUGCGGCAGGCAGACGUAGUCGUCGAGUCGCAGUUUCCAGCCGAAGUCAUGAGGCGAUUUGGUACCGUCGAAGAAGUACAGCAAGUCAAGGGCAAGCCGAACAAGCGCAGUAGGCGCAAUCCUGCCUACCCUACGCCCAGCAGUACUCCCCGGCGCUCCCACACGCAAUUCCUCCAUCUCCUCUCCACCAGUGCCGUCAGCUCGGGCGGCCGAGGAUAUUCGAACCUAUCUCACACCGACGGCUACUCCUCGGAAGAAGAAGAAGGAGCAGAGGGAGGGCCCUCCAGCGCCGAUGCGCCCACCGAUCGAAGGAGGAGACCACGCCGCCGCCCGCUCAAGAAGAGCAUCCAAGACCUCGAGAGUGGGACACGGAGACCUUCGAGCUCUGUUCUCAACCUUGCCAGCCUGUGGGGAUUCACGCGUCCAAACCCCACAGCUCCCGUCAACACCGACGAAGAGAGUGGCUUUGACUCUGACUCGGAACCUGAGCCAGAGGGGGCCGGCCCUGGUCAAAAGAAGGCAGGGGAGAGGAGCGGGCUGAUUGAUCGUGGUCGCAAGAGGGAAUACGGUACCAAUAAAGGCACUGCUAGGACUACUCCUUCCUCGGCAAUUGUUCGGGAACGGACCUCAGAUGCUGGCAAAGAAAUCACUUCUGUGGAAAAUCCAGAACCAGGGUCUGCCGAAGGCUCGCUAGAUCGAGCGCUCAGUGAGCAGAGGCAGCAGCGUAAAGUCAAGCAGGACGUCAGGAAGGAUGCCAUCAUGAAGGCAGGCCAUCACCCCGAAGCCAGCGGCAGCACAACCACUGCCGUUGCUUCGGAGGAUAAUGAAGAGCGGGACCGGCUGACAGCCUUGCCGCCGGGUGGAAAGCGGGAGAGGGACAGACUGGAGCUGCGUAGAGCUGUGCCAGGGUGGGAGGAGCAAGAGGAAGGCGAGGAGAAAUCGGUGCAAUUUGCCAUUAACAUCAAUUUGUUCAUCAAUGUCCUCCUGCUGGCAGGAAAGGCAGUCGCCGUCCUCUCCUCCUCCUCCGUCUCCCUCCUCGCCUCCCUCGUCGAUUCUGCACUGGACCUCCUCUCGACCCUGAUCAUCUUCUGCGCCUCAAAGCUCGUCGCCUUCAAAUCCUCCGAGUCUUACUUCAAGUACCCUCGUGGCAAGAAGAACUUUGAACCCCUAGGAGUCGUCAUCUUCUCCGUCUUGAUGAUUGCCAGUUUCGUCCAAGUCUUGGUGGAGAGUUGUGAGAGGUUAAGAGGGGUCUUGAUGGGAAGACCAACGGAAGGGGGGAGUCAGGCAUUACCUUGGAUUGGUAUCGUGUUCAUGCUGGCGACAAUUGUCGUCAAGGCCAUCAUGUGGUUCCUCUACAACAAGAGCAAGAGCGCUGGGGUGAGGGCGGUGGCACAAGACUCGCAAAAUGACGUCGUCUUCAACAUUUUUUCCCUCACCUUUCCCUUCCUCGGAGCGCAGCUAGGCUGGCCGGCACUGGAUCCCAUCGGAGGUAUCAUCCUUUCGCUCUACAUCAUCUCCGAAUGGCUCUCCACCCUAAUCGAAAUGACCACCAAGCUCUCCGGCGCCCGCGCCUCGCCCUCGGAGCUAGCCCGCGUCCUCUACCUCAUCACCCGCUUCAAAUCGGUCAAGUCCAUCUCUGCAUGCGAAAUGUAUUAUGCAGGAGAAGACUUCAUCGUCGAGGCAGACGUGGUGCUGCCAGUGGAAAUGGCACUGAAGCAGGCGCAUGACCUAGGGGAAAUUGUCAAUUAUUGCGUAGAGACGCUGCCCAGCGUGGAACGAGCUUAUGUGCACUUGGACUAUAAUACUCAGGGGAUCCCUGCUCACAUUAGUGCUCGAGGAUGAUGGAGCACAGGGGUCUAUGAGCAGCAGCCGCAGCGUCUAUUGGUGUCCAGGGCCAGCGUACAGGAAUCAUAUAGAGUACAUUGGUCCUUUAAUCGAGUCUCGCCGUCUGCUUUGUAUGAUGCUGCAGUACAUUCUCACUCAUCAGAUUGUCACCAUAGUGAACCGAGCGGCCAUCUUAUAGGCGCAGUCUCAUUUCUCAGUCUC